CAAGGUUCAUUGCGUUCGCUGCCUCAGCUAAUAAACAGAGACGAAAAACCGAGUGAUAUCGCCUGACUUGAUACCCCAGGUAAUACAUCUGGAUACUUUGAAGAAUGAAGCGAAUAGGACGGUGCGCCACUAGAUCAUCAAGGUGAACGGCAGUCAGGACCGGACGGGCGCAUUUUUCCUUUGCUUUGAACCUCGUGAUAAAAAGUAUGGAAAGCCACUACUACACAAUUAUGUAAUAUUUUCGGACUGGACCCUCAUAUAAUUACGAUCGAACUUCAGGUAUUUUACCAUGAAGAUAGUAUGCUGCUGCGGCAUACUGUUAACCCAGCUUAUCCUCUGUAGUGCUACAGGAUAUCAUCCUGCAUACAGUGUAUUUUUCGGAGGUGCUCAUAGAAAUGCCUACUACCGACCACAGUUCCAGCAACAAACAGCCCCAGUAGUGAAUACCUUUGAUGGAAGCAAUGCGAUCUUUGGAAACGGAAUUGGUAGUCCACCCCGUCUCGCAGCUCAACAAGUCCCAUCAGCGUUGGACCCUUCCGGCAUGGGUUGUGGCACUCCACCUGCUACAUGUACUAACUCUAGGUACCGAUCAUUUGAUGGUUCCUGCAACAACCUCAGAAAUCCCGUUUGGGGUACUCCAAACACACGAUACGGAAGGCUGCUGCCACCAAAUUAUGGAGAUGGAAUCAGCCUUCCAACGAGAGCAAGAAGCGGUAACCCGUUACCAUUAUCAAGAACUGUCAGUUUGAUUAUGUACCCAGACAUCAACCUUGAAGACCCAAUCUUCACUCUCAAUGCCAUGCAGUACGGACAAAUCGUUACUCAUGAUAUGAGUAUGAUUGCGGGAAGCACUCAAGCACAACCACAUUCCACAAUGUGCUGCUCAGCUUCUGGCCAACUACUUGAGUUAGCAAACAUUCCUGAGCAUUGCUUUCCAAUCGUCUUGCCAGAAAGCGACCCAAUUGCUCAACAGACCAACCAAAGGUGUCAGAACUUCGUCAGAACCAUCACAGAUCGAGACCGAAAUUGCGUUGCGCAGAACCAACCGGCGGAACAGCUCACAGCAGUGAAUGCUUUUCUGGAUCUAUCAAUCGUUUAUGGUAACAACGAUCAGACAGCCCAAUCACUACGUCAGUUCCAGGGUGGUUUAAUGACAGUUGACGUAAGAAACGGACAAACUUGGCCACCUAGAAACAUGAAUUCUUCAGGAGUCUGUGCCAUACAAGAUAUCAAUGAAGCCUGCUAUAUGGCGGGUGACACUAGAGUGAACCAGAAUCCACAACUGACUCUCCUACAAGUUGUCCUACUUCGUGAGCACAACAGAUUAGCCAACGCGCUGGCUCAAAUCAACUCUCACUGGGAUGAUGAGACCCUCUUCCAAGAAGCCAGGAAGAUUAACAUCGCCCAGCACCAGUACAUAACCUACUACGAGUGGUUGCCUAUAUACAUCGGUUUCGGGAACUCCUUGAAGAACAGGAUCAUCUACCAGACAUCGGACUUUGUCAAUGAUUAUGAUGACACCGUUGACCCUUCAAUUCUCAAUGAGCACGCGACUGCUGCCUUUAGGUUCUUCCAUUCGCUAAUUCAGGGAAAUUUGGACUUGGUUACUGAAGAGAGAAAUAGCUACGGCACUUUGAGGCUUAGCGACUGGUUCAACAGGCCUCAAAUAAUUGAGGAAAGGAACAAUUUCGAUGACCUCAGCAGAGGAUUGAACACACAACCACAGGAUGCCUCAGAUCAGUUCCACACCAGCGAAAUUACACAAUUUCUCUUCAGAGCCGGCCAACAAUUUGGGCAGGACUUAAAAGCAUUUGAUGUUCAGAGGAACAGAGAUCAUGGACUAGCAUCGUACAAUGAAGUUCGACAGUUUUGUGGUUUACCUAGGGCCAACAGCUUUAAUGACUUCCUAGAUGUCAUGAGCAGUAAGAAUGUAGAACAGCUGGCUAGACUUUACGAGUCUCCGGAAGACGUAGACCUAACUGUUGGUGGAUCUCUGGAGCAGUUAGUCCCUGGUACCCUGGCCGGCCCAACAUUCCUUUGCAUACUCACAGAACAGUUCUACAGGUCAAGAGUUGGUGACAGAUUUUUCUUUGAAAAUAGCGGUACAACUGGAUUCACUUUAGAACAAUUGAAUGAGAUUAGAAAGACAAGCAUAUCAAGACUACUCUGUGAUAAUGGCAACAGUGUCAGAGCUAUGCAGCCAAGAGGAUUUGAAAGAAUCUCUCCAAGUAAUGCAGUGGUGCAGUGCGAGGCUCUACCAAGUGUAGAUCUAACAAAGUGGAGAGACCUCAGUGGAGCUAACGUGGGCAUCCAAGGUGGCAUUCAGAGUGGCAUACAAGGUGGCAUUCAGAGCGGCAUCCAAGCUACUGUCCAGGGAGGACUUCCACUGGGCCAUCCAGACUACACUGUUACACAGGAGUUUUAUUAUAAGAAGAAAUGAGCCAAGUAUUAAUAAGCAGAGAUACGGUUUCACUGAAAGUAUUAUUAGUACCUAAACAUAGUAAGUGCGAAAAUGCACUUUCUAAUGGAGAUUAUCGAUGGAUUCUUUUGUGUUCGGAUAUAUUGAGAUAACUUGAGUCAUUACCAGCAUGUUUGCCUAUCUUUGGUUAUUUAUGUUUGAAUUACGUGGUCAGCUAAACAAUACAAAUAAGCAAAAAUCGUAAUGUAAGUCAAAUCAUAUACGUCAGUACACAAUGGUAAUAUGAGCUAUUUGUACCAAAAAGUAGUUCAUGUUCCUUAAAGCAUUAAUUAGAAAUGAAAUAAUAGAUGACACUAAUGGUCUCUACCGGUUUUCUGUAGAAACGAUAUAUUUAGCGGACAUAUUGAAUAGCUGGCUUGUGCAAAAUUAUUCUCAUUGACAUUAUACAUUGAAAAAUUCGACCCUCACCAUUGGGAUCCCGGAAACUGUAAGAGAUACGAAUUCGCUUAAAACGGGUCAGAGUUGCGUAUUUAGGUAGUCAACAAAAUGCCGCUUAGAAAGCUCAGAAAUUCAGAGUAUUUUUGGAGAGAGUCGGAAAAACUCGAAUGUUCCCAAAAUCGUUUAAAUUUUUUCCUGCCUUUAUUUGUGGUGGGAUUUCAAAAUAAAUUGCACAUUGACAUUGUCAUUCUUUCUCCUUUGCAAGAUGACUUGACUAGAAUUUCAAUAUGUCGUUUCGUCUCUUAACCUUCAGCUUCAACUUUAUUUUUUCUUAAAGACGCCAUAUAGGAUAUUGCACGGAUGAACAUAGUUUUUAAUUCUAAUUACAAAAAUGUAGAAUACGUCAUACAUUCACGUUGCCAAACCUUAGUUAUUUCGAAAAAGCAGAACUUCCUAGGUAGGCCCUGAAAUUAUCAGAUAGUCAUUUGUUUGACCUACAAGAUUAAUCCCAAAGUCACUUUCAUUUUUCCGUGACUGUUUGAGACGGGAUAUGAAAAGAAAUCGCAUGUCAUCUUUAGUCAUAAAUAAUCAGAGGUAAAUGAUGGCAGAUGUUUAAAAUAUUGUCCGUUAUCUUGUACGCAAAGCCUGACUCUUCUCUUUACAUUGAUCACAGAUUAAUUUAUUUCUCUUCUUCUUAGUCUUCCAAACUCUGAUGCUUUUUUUAUUUUGAGGUCUGGUCUACUACAUGAAACAAAUGAAAUCUCACAAUUUCAGGGCUUACCUAGAAACCAGUUUUCCUGGAAUAAUUGAACUUCGUCAAUACGUCAAUGUCAAUACAUGAAAUCAGAAUUAGAAACUCUAUUUAUCUGCGCAAAAAUCCAACAAUGGCGUUCAUAACAAAAAAUAAAGUUAAUGCUGGAGGACAAGAGACGAAACGUCAUAUUAAAAUUCUAAUUAUAUCAUCUUGUGGAGGAGAAAAAGUAGCAAUAUCAACAUGCAAUUUUUUUGGAAUCCCAUCUCAAAUAAGGUCAGGAAGAAAUAAAAGUAAUUUUGGAAUAAAUCUGGUAGGCUAGACAAAUGACUAAUUGAUAAUUUCAAGGCCUAACUAGGUCACUCUGCUUUUUUGAAAUACCUAAGGAUUGGAAACGUCAAUGUAUGACGUAUUAUACAUAUUUGAAAUUAGAAUUCAUCUGUGUAAAAAUCUAAUGUGACGUCUAUAAGAAAAAAUAAAGUUGAGAGGAGACCAGACGUCAUAUUGAAAUUCUAAUUAUACCAUCUGGUAGAGGAGAAAAAUUGGCAAUGUUAAUGUGUAACUGGCUUUGUGGCAUCCCACUACAAAUAAAGUCAGGAAAAAAUUAAGACGAUUUUGGGAAAAUUCGUUUUUUUCCAUCUCCCUCUGAAAGCUAUUUCAAUUUCGAAACAUUCCAAGCGUCAUUUCUUCCAUUAUCUAAAUACACAACUUUGCUCCCAUUUACGCGACUUAUCACUUACAGCUUCCGAGACUGUAAUGGUGAGUAUCGAAUUUGAAACAUCCUGUAUAUUUAUUUCAUCCUUUGCCAAUAGUGGUAGCCAUUUGUUGAGAUAUAUAAUACAUUUCUAGAAUUAAGUCUAUGUAUGUUGCCUGUAAAUACUUUAGUCAUCAUGGUGGAUGAUUUUCAAUAGAAACAUGAUCGUUACCAGCAUUAUAUUAUUAAUUUAUUUUACUAUAUUUUUGUAAGGUUCUGUAUAUAUUUAUACGUUGUAAAUUUUAUUAAUAAAUAAGGAUACUGUAUC
This is a messenger RNA of Acanthoscelides obtectus, 4630 nucleotides long. NCBI's taxonomy places the organism in Eukaryota, Metazoa, Arthropoda, Insecta, Coleoptera, Chrysomelidae. The record is from the annotation of a GenBank genome assembly.